Messenger RNA from Rhododendron vialii, 513 nucleotides. RefSeq lists its product as uncharacterized. Lineage: Eukaryota; Viridiplantae; Streptophyta; Magnoliopsida; Ericales; Ericaceae. The coding region runs from base 25 to 357 and encodes 110 amino acids. The transcript has 3 exons. The record is from RefSeq and is a predicted model, not a curated record.
GAUGGACAUCCUCGUGGGACCAAAAUGUCUAAAUCACCAAAAUCAAUGAUGAAGGUGUCAAGAGAGCUGCUAUGUUCAGAAAUGGAGAAGAAGGGACAAAUUGCAGACGAGUCCAAAGUUGGUGGAAUACAGGACACAAUGGUUUCAGGUGUGCUGCAUAUGCACGGAAGCAGUUGGGCAUACAACGAGGCGCCGAAUAUCUUGACAAUUGUUUUGAAAAGAUUUCAGAAGAUGAACAAUUCGAGUUGGACAAAGCUCAGGUUGUCAAAGAAAUUGCAGCACUUGAAUCCCAAGCCCGUCCAUGACUUGGCUUUCUUGUAUGUACAACGUCGUGAGAACGGUGCACAAGUUCACUAGCAGAAAGACCUCAUCAGUACAAGAAGAAUUCGGAAAGCUCUAUCUUUUUAUUUGUUGAGUAGUGUACUCUCAAGGUAUAAUUACGAGACAUUGUAUGCGGUUUGAUAUUGGACAAUGUAUUUUUCAUUCAGAAAUAUGAGAGGCAGAUUUGUGUGA